CAAUUCUCAAAAGUAAUAAAGAACUAGCCCAAAAUCAACUUCCAUCUCUUCACGCGCCUUCUUUGCCUCUAAUUCCUUUCGCCCUUGUUUUUUUGUUCUCUCUCUAAAAACCCCUCAUUUGUCUUUUUAUUUCCAAAUUUGACCCUCUAAAACCGUCAUCCUUCAUCUUCAGAGACUUGAUGUCUAGGGCUUUGUCACGCGUUUCAAAGAGCGUCGGUGCACGCUCCUUGCUUCUCUCUGCUCCGCAGAAGCUUCAAACGCCAAGCUUUCCCACCCAGUUUCACUCUCUUGUUUGUCAAUCUUCGAAUAAGUUGGUUACAAAUGAUGUGUUUCUGCUGCAUCAUUCAAGCCUUAAUUUCUCUGCAUUCCAACAAAAUGGAAUCUCUUCGUCUGCCUCGCCGCCUGAGCCUCCAAAAAGGGAGCAUGAGAAUUCUGCACAAAGUAAUGGUGAAGAGCCUGCAAGGCGAAGUGGGGGGACAAAUCCUGGAGGGGCUGAAGUUACCGAUCAAACAAAAGAAUCAGAUUCAAGUUCCGAUUCUGAUUCUGAGAGUGAUGGUGACUUAUCAUUGGCUGACAUGAUCAAACUUGUGGAGGAAAAAGAUGGACUCUUGGAGGAAAAACAAAAGGAGAUUGAACAAAUGAAGGACAAAAUUGUUCGAACCCUCGCAGAAAUGGAGAAUGUUAUGGCCAGAACACGACGUGAAGCAGACAACUCAAAAAAGUUUGCUGUACAGAAUUUUGCGAAGGACCUAUUAGAUGUUGCAGACAAUUUAGGAAGGGCUUCUACCCAUGUUAAAGGUAGUUUCUCUAAGAUUGACGAAUCCAAUGAUACUGCCGGAGCUGUACCACUCCUUAAGACACUCCUCGAAGGAGUUGAAAUGACUGAGAAACAGCUUGCAGAGGUGUUUAGAAAGUACGGGGUCAAAAAAUUCGACCCUACAAAUGAACCAUUUGAUCCAAACAUGCACAAUGCAGUAUUCCAAGUUCCUGAUAACUCCAAGCCUCCGGGCACUGUUGCUCAUGUGUUGAAGGCAGGAUACAUGCUCUACGAUCGAGUUAUUCGACCAGCAGAGGUCAGUGUUACUCAAGCACCGGAUCCUGAUGCAGACAAGAAUAACACAAGUAACAAAGACUCUGAUGCUUGAUGAUAAACAUGGUAGAGUUGCCAUUGGCAAAUUUUCAAAAACUUCGCCUAUGUCAUAAGAAUUUAUAUAUCAUAGUGAGGUUUUCACUUAUGUUAAAGAUUCAUCUUUGAAAACUUGUUUCCUUAUCAAAAUUUUUGCCCAUCAA
Messenger RNA from Gossypium raimondii (Peruvian cotton), 1290 nucleotides. RefSeq names its product grpE protein homolog 2, mitochondrial. The transcript is spliced from 6 exons. The coding region runs from base 180 to 1145 and encodes 321 amino acids. Gene Ontology annotation, biological process: protein import into mitochondrial matrix; protein folding. Lineage: Eukaryota; Viridiplantae; Streptophyta; Magnoliopsida; Malvales; Malvaceae. The record is from RefSeq and is a predicted model, not a curated record. Gene Ontology annotation, molecular function: protein-folding chaperone binding; adenyl-nucleotide exchange factor activity; protein homodimerization activity. Gene Ontology annotation, cellular component: PAM complex, Tim23 associated import motor.